Molecule: messenger RNA, 120 nt
Organism: Brugia malayi
Lineage: Eukaryota; Metazoa; Nematoda; Chromadorea; Rhabditida; Onchocercidae
Exons: 2
Coding region: 1-120 (39 amino acids)
Source: RefSeq, a predicted model, not a curated record
AUGUUCCUUAUAUUGUGUGGUGCUGGUGUCGUUAGAGCCUCUAACGUAGAGUGCAAAUUUUCUGAUUCAGUUGCAACUGAAAUGGCCAAAGCACAAACACACGAAUGUAUGUUAAUAUAA